Messenger RNA from Cantharellus anzutake, 995 nucleotides. RefSeq lists its product as uncharacterized. The record is from RefSeq and is a predicted model, not a curated record. NCBI's taxonomy places the organism in Eukaryota, Fungi, Basidiomycota, Agaricomycetes, Cantharellales, Hydnaceae. The coding region runs from base 189 to 962 and encodes 257 amino acids. The transcript is spliced from 2 exons.
CGUGGAUUUGUUUUAUGUUGUUUACUAUGUCAAUCGGUUUUUAGGGAUGCAUCGAGCCCCCAAAUUCCCAAUCUUGCGUUCCAUGUGACAGGAUGCGGAUCGAAUGCAUUGCUUGCCCGAUGACAAUAUCCAGUGAGGUGAAGGUAUGUCUUCCGCUAUUGGGUUGAUAGAUUCUCUUAACAAACGGAAUGAUUCACAGAGAUCGGCUAGGGCCCGGGAGUGUUUGCGUGAGGUUAAAAGGCUGGCAGAACCUGGGCGUGCAUGGAUCGGUGUGUAUGAUCACUCAAGACCCCGUUCAACACCGUGAUCACCCUUCUCUGUCUCUGUAUGUAGCACAACUUCCAAAGACUCGCAAGUUCCUUCUAGACUUGCAAUCAAUCCUUGAAGACUCAAUGGGUCAAAGCGUAGCUGAAGGAGGCCCCACCCAGCCCACUGCUGCCUUGCCGGUGGCGGCUCCGCUUCAAGCACCUCAUAUGCUAGAGAGCCAAGCUCCCACCGACUUGCCCAAUGGUGAACUGCCUACUACAGCCGUUUCGGCGAACUAUAUCGACGCCGCGUCAGCUGUUAAUGGGCCUCCCCACGCAUUUCCUGUGGAGAUAGAAGUGCUGCCUGGCCUCCAAACACAAACCCUACCCCACCCUAUCCUAGGAUUGGGGGAUGGGCCCGCUUCCAUUGAUCCUACCCCGCUUAAUAUGACGCCGCUCUUCUCCCAAUUCAACCCUAACCCCGAAAUGACUUUCCAUUUCGAGAAUUCAAACCUUGUGUUGGACAGUAACGUGAUCCAGGAGGAUCUUGCUGGGCCUUCCAGAUCUCGCAUAGUCGAUCCAGAGGCAAUCGUUGCUGCAUUUGAAACUCCUGAUCGUCAACAAGAUAGGUGGUUGGGGACGAACUCAAAUGAGGAUGUUGUCUACUGGCUUCAAGGCCUGGCCCAGAGGUUAGGGUAUCUCCUUGUCCCUCUCUGAGUCGAUGUGGGCGGCGGUGGUUCUUCUGGACUG